AUGGGCGUUCUCAACGAAAUUCUCCAAAGCCCCUAUGUGGUACAGGGCGUCUGUGUCGCCCUUCUGGUGGUGUUCAUCACUAGCAUAUGGGGUGAUCUAGCAGACGAGAUCCCCUUUCGUCGGGUACCACUGGUUGGGAAAAGCUGGUGGGAAUUAACAAAUAAGAAAGCCAGGUCGCGCUUCACUCAGUCCGCGCGUGCUUUAAUCACCGAGGGCUUCGCGAAGGGUUCCAAUAUAUUUCAAAUCAUAGGAGACACCCAACCCAUCAUUCUUGUGCAUCCGAAGUAUAUGGAUGAGAUCAAGAGUCACCCAGACUUGAGCUUCGAAAAAGCAGUGAAGAAAACAUUUUUUAGUAACCGUAUCGCUGGCUUUGAGCCAUUUCACAAUCCAGGAUCCUUUAACAUCACUGCCGGUGUCGCGCGCACUCAGUUGACACAAGCACUCGGAUCUCUUUCAAUCCCAUUGUCAAAGGAGACAGGCGCUACAGUGAAAGAGGCAUUCCCUCCAUCAAAUGAGUGGAAGCCAUAUAACUUUUUCCACAAGACUCCAUACAUGGUAGCCCGAAUCUCAUCUUUGAUUUUUCUAGGCGAAGAAAUCAGCCACAACAACGAAUGGGUGGAUGUAUCAGUCAACUAUGUGAUUGAUGCCUUUGAGGCUAUGCGCGAGCUGCGUGAUUGGCCCUCAGUCCUCCGCCCAGUUGUCCACUGGUUUAUGCCCACAGCACAAAAGCUGCGGAAGCACAUGGAAAGCGCUCGAUUAAUUAUCGCUCAUGAACUCGAACGACGGGAUUUAAUUUGCGCCGGCAAGCUUCCUGAAGAUGACCCGCCUCGCCUCCGCGAUGCCUUGGACUGGUUCAAGGAGACGGCCGAAGCGAGCAACUUUACCAAUUUUGACAUUUCCCGGGCUCAAGUCGGAUUGUCGCUGGCGGCUAUCCAUACCACGUCGAACUUGCUUACCAAUAUUAUGUACGAUCUCGCAGCGUACCCGGAGUACAUUCAGCCGUUGCGCGAUGAGAUCUGUGCUGUUGCGGCCGAGGAUGGAGUUUUGAAGAAGACGAGCUUGCUCAAGUUGAAAAAGAUGGAUAGUGUGAUGAAGGAGUCACAGCGGAUGCACCCAUUAAGUCUGACUGGCUUGAACCGCUACGCGACCCGGCAAAUUACCCUCUCCGAUGGUACUACAAUCCCCAAAGGCGCCACGAUCGCCGUGUCGGCUCAUACCAUGAUGGAGAAUGGCAUUAUCUAUGAAAAUGCCAGCACUUACGAUGGAUUGCGCUUUUAUAAUAUGCGCCAGGAACCAGGCAGUGAACACCGGCACCAGCUUGUUACGACAACACCUGAGCACUUUGCCUUUGGUCUUGGCAAGCACGCCUGCCCUGGUCGAUUCUUUGCUGCGAACGAAUCGAAAAUUCUGCUGUUGCAUUUAAUCAUGAAGUAUGAUUGGAAGCUGCAGUCGGAGGGUCGACCUAAGAACUAUGAAAACGGGUUUGAGUUGAUCACCGAUCCGACAGUGGAGAUGCUGUUCCGCUCGCGCGAACCAGAGAUCGACCUGUGUUUCUUGGGCGAGUAG
Messenger RNA from Penicillium nucicola, 1566 nucleotides. Its product is annotated as cytochrome P450. Bases 1 to 1566 code for a protein of 521 amino acids. NCBI's taxonomy places the organism in Eukaryota, Fungi, Ascomycota, Eurotiomycetes, Eurotiales, Aspergillaceae. The transcript is spliced from 6 exons. Gene Ontology annotation, molecular function: oxidoreductase activity, acting on paired donors, with incorporation or reduction of molecular oxygen; heme binding; monooxygenase activity. The record is from RefSeq and is a predicted model, not a curated record.